Ceratitis capitata (Mediterranean fruit fly) is the source of this 1177-nucleotide messenger RNA. RefSeq lists its product as uncharacterized. The transcript is spliced from 3 exons. The coding region runs from base 72 to 1025 and encodes 317 amino acids. NCBI's taxonomy places the organism in Eukaryota, Metazoa, Arthropoda, Insecta, Diptera, Tephritidae. The record is from RefSeq and is a predicted model, not a curated record.
UUAAACCACUCUGUUGCAUUGACAUUCAUAACUUUUCUAUAUAAGUACAUACUUAAAUACGCAUUUAUAAAAUGGGCAGGCAUAAAAAUAGCGCACAAGAACUUAUUAUGGUUAAUUUUAUGGAGGAACAUGCUGGUCUCGCUCGUGGCUUAAAGCAGAACAAACAGACGAGAAAUGAAAUGUGGGAAUUACUUACUAAAAGCCUUAAUUGCCGUGGUCCACCAAGAAAACCACCAGAACGCUGGAAGAAGGUUUGGUUCGAUUGGCGAUCAUCGGUAAAACGGAAAAUUUCCCAAGAAAAAAAUGAUUCUUACGGUGCAGAUCAAGAUGACAUUCCAUGUAGAAAAGUUCCCUUAACAGCUAUCGAAAACAAAUUAGCACGCAUAUGUGGAUUUUUAAACACUGAUACCCGUGUUGAUUUUGAUACGAACUCGGACAUUCAAGAAGAAUUGAGUUUACUUUCUGACAGUAUCACCAAUGUGAUUAAAGAAGAGUUGAUGACCGAUGAGCCAGAUAACGAAUAUGACGAAAGUCCAAUAGAUUUUGAUACAACUAAUGAAAUGCUUCAGAAUAAAAGCAACGACUAUGAAAAGUCGGUUGACCGUAUAACCGUGAGGCCAUUUGCCAUAUGUAACUCCACAGCGGUUGAUGUGAAAAUUGAAAUGGAAAAUGUGGAGGAUAAUAAUUUAAAAAAGAGUAACAAGACUCAUUGCGAGGAAAGUGGAAAAAACGCAGAUGUUUUAGAUAACCUUGUAAAACAACAAACAUCAAUGAUGGCUGCAGUACAACACUUUCUCCAGGAAAAUAUAAAAUUGCAAAAUGAAAAUUUGCGAGCCAUGAAAGAAAUAGGGACUGGACUGAAUGAAAUUUUUCAAGUAGUUAAUAAACUAAAUGAGUCAACAAAUGACAAACUGAAAGAACAGCGCAGGCAUAACUAUGAGAUAGAAAAGUUACGCAGAGAAGAAAUAUUUUUACAGAAACAACAACUUGAAUUAAAUGAAAUGAAGUUAUUAAGAAAGGAUUGAAUGGAUAAGUGUAUUAUGUAUAUAUGUAUCUAGUUAUGAUUAUAAUAUUUGAACAUGAUUUUUCGCAGUUAAUAGUUUAGCAUAUUUAAUAACAUUCCUUUCAUAAAAGGGAACAAGAAAUUAAUAUAAUCCUAAACUUAUGACUAAAUGUA